UUAUCCGGGACCUCAAUUUUGUUAUUCCCAACGUACCCCGGAAGUGAGCGGGCUUAGAAAAAAUGUCUGACGUCAGAGCACUGACGAAGUCAAUGGGAGAGAGGAAAAGCCUUCCUCGAGGUGUGGAACAGGAAGAAGAGAACGUCUACAGAAACGAAGAUUUGGUUCACUCGGUCGCUCAGCUCAUUGGUUCGUUUGUCGACGUGCAAGUGGCAAAUGGCAGUGUGUAUGCUGGAAUAUUGAAAACGAUAUCACCUAGACUGGAAUUUGGUCUUGAAGCCGUGCAUCUCAAACAAUGUGCCGAAAACUGCAGCGAAGUCAACGAGACAGCCACAAAGGAGCAACUGCUUCCUAGAGUUGUGUUUCAUCCGACAGACAUUUUGUGUCUCACUGCGAACGUGAAUCCUAAAGAAUUGCUACAACUUGAGAAGUUCAAAACGGAUACGAAGAUCAGUCAAUGUAAUGGGACGCCAUUAGAUAGAGAGCUUGAGAGGUGGCAUGAUGAGUCCAGUGAAUUGGCAAGUCAGUCAUCGAAUUCGUUAGAUGCUUCAACUCAUUCUGAUGGUUGGAAGGCAGAAGCUAUGUUUGAAACUAAUGAGAAGAAGUUUAAUGUUCAAACGUCAUAUGACAAGGAAAUGCUUGAAUACACGACUGAAUUGAAGCAGGAUGAUACGGAGGAGUUUAGGCAAAGAGUACAACGUGCUGACUUGUUAGUAAGGGAAAUGAAAGGUGAAGAGACGUGUGAGAAUGAUGACGAUGACACGAGAACUGAAGAAGAGAGAUUCAGUGCAGUUCAGCCAGUCCGUCAACAACAGAUUCAAUCAACAAAACAGAAUGCCGAUCAUUCGCUCACCACAUCCAGCACAGAGACAAACACAAAGACCACAGAUCACAGCCACGAUUCGGAGACAGAGACUAAAUUAUUGGAAGCGACAAAUGAGAGUGAGAACACAGACGGAGACAAGUGGCCAUCAGAUGGUGAGACGUCGAGUCAAAGUUCACAAAGAAAUCAGGCUGCUAGAACAGGGACAAGCACACGACAGCCACAGAUGCCGCCGAUUCCUGAGGAUAACACAACAGAAGGUAAACUACAAAAGAGUAAAAUGAUGAAGGAGUUUGACUCUUUACGAAGCUUUUCGUCAAACUUUCUGUUGGAUGCCAACAAGACAGAGAAUGCAUCAGCUCAGACAUCAGAGAGCAAUGUUGUUAGUGAUGAAGUGUCUGCUUCGACUCUCAAUCCAGAAGCAAAGGCUUUUAUGCCCGCUUUUGAGAUGAAAGCCAACAGCCAUAUAUCUCAUGCACCUGUCCACAGUCCGGUCUACAGUCCAGUCAAUUCUCCACUUCAGUUAGCCCCCACUCCAGUUCAUCACGUUCAGCAGCCUCAUUCUCAGGUUAUCGGCUCCGUCAUCUAUCCACCCAGCCAGUCGGUUCCCGUUGCUAUGUCACAGUAUUUGCCACACCCCAUGCCGCCUUCGAUGCCACACCAGAUGAGAGGGAUGCACAGACAGCAUAUACCACACAUACAGAUGCAACAUGAAAUGUCUGGUUCUCCGGGUAUGUCAGUGCAAACACCGGUUUAUAUCAAUCACUCUCCUCCUGUUGCAUACAGUCCGGGUACGCAGGUGAUGACGAUGCCGGCACAUGGACAUCCACAGAUGACGUAUGUGCCUGUCGGAACACCCGAAAUGCAACCACCUGUCAUACUGAUGCAGCAACAUCCGUCUUACCCUCAGCCGGCAUACGGACAGCCAAUGCCAGGCCCACCUGUACAGUCUCCGUCCAUGAUGCCAGCUCCCUAUGUGAUCAACCCCCAACCUCUCCACUACAACACACCCGCCUCACCCGGUCAUCACAUGCACAUGCAUUUUCCGGCUCAGUUGCAUCCGUUGGCUGCACAGUCACCGGGCCCUGUCGAUCAUCGAACCUCACACCAGAACAGACAUGGACCGUCACCUCCUCUUAUGUCUCAGCAUGUUUCUCAAGCUAUUCCGAUUCCGGGUAGGAAUCAUUAUCAACUCAGUAUGGGAUCUCAAGGACCGAUGGGACAGUAGAGUUUAUUCUAAAAUGUUUCGUACAGCUUGACUGCAGACUGUAGCAAAAAUGGAUUAAUUAAAAUGCAAUAAAAAUGUUGUUUGAUCA
Corticium candelabrum is the source of this 2139-nucleotide messenger RNA. Its product is annotated as bromodomain-containing protein 4-like. Lineage: Eukaryota; Metazoa; Porifera; Homoscleromorpha; Homosclerophorida; Plakinidae. Gene Ontology annotation, cellular component: cytoplasmic stress granule. Bases 63 to 2051 code for a protein of 662 amino acids. The transcript has 17 exons. Gene Ontology annotation, biological process: cytoplasmic stress granule assembly. Gene Ontology annotation, molecular function: mRNA binding. The record is from RefSeq and is a predicted model, not a curated record.